AUGGGAGAUAUCCCAAAAUAUGGUCAUGCUGAAAGUGGCACUCCUCCGGGAACACCACCCACUUUAAGACAGGGUCAUGUUUCUCAUGAUGACGAAAACAGCAACAAUUCUGUUGAGGAGGCUCUAAGAAGCUCCGGUUCGGUUGAGGAAAAUGCUAUAACUCCGGAAGGUGUCGAUGGCUUCCCAGCACAACCUCUAAUGAAUCCUGCUCCGGAUAUCCAAACGAUAUCUGGAGACUCUGCCAGAAUAGCUGAUGCCGUUAUUGACAGAGUUACUCUAGAAGUAAUCAGCAGAUUAAAUCAGAGGUUCCCUGGUUUACUGGAACCAAGCACCCCAGCCGCUUUUCUUUUGCCGUCCGACAGAGGAGCAAACAGCAUGCUCAGACAGAGAUUAGAUCAAGUGGAAGAGAUGCUGAGAUCUAAUGAAGCAGCGACUGCAACUCUGAGGUCAGCCGUGGCAGCAGCAGAAGGAGUGCUUCAAAAGAACUUAGAGUUAGAAAACGCUACUAUUAGACGUCUAGAGGUAAAUCACUCACAGCCCAACAAUUCAUUAACUCCGAAUAGCUCGACUCCUCUGAAUAAUACUAAUCUAGCAACCCGAAUACCAAAUAAUUCGGAUAUAUUAGAUGACACAAACAUUAAUUUUCAAAAUGUAGUACAACCAGUUUCAAUUAACACUGUGAGAGAAUCAGUUACUGAAAAUUCUUUUGACGUCAAUAAAGAAUUAUCUGAAUCUAUAGGCGCGUUAGCACACUCAAUUGCGAAAAACAAUAAUGUAGCGAAAGAUAAUUUUAAACGUGAAUACAAAUUAACUAGAAACAUGAACCUAAACAUUUGGUUUGACUAUUUGAAUUCUGAAUUAGAAGCCAGAGAUCUUUUAGAUGUAAUAGAUCCUUCAACAUCUUGUGCUAAGCCAUAUGAUACAUUUGAAAAGUCUAGAAGAAACAAAAUAGUAAGAGACAUAAUUAUCAAUCAUUUAGAAGAAGAUUAUCAUAAGAAAAUUUUAGAUGUUAAAGAUCCUAUUGCUAUUUUGUCAAUAAUAAAAGAUGCAAAGAAACUUGAGAAUAACGUCUCUGAAGUAACAGUAAGAGCUAAACUCUAUUCCAUGAAAAUAGGUAGAAGCGAAAAGGUCGAUAAAUUUUGUGACAGGUUUAAUGCUAUAAUAAAAGAGUCAGAACUUUGUGGAAGGGAAUUACCUCUUACCGAGGCUGAAAAAAGAUGUGCAUUUUAUCAGGCUGUAAAAGACGAAUUCCCAGGACUUAGCAUUGCGUAUUCGAUCAAAAAGGCAAAUCCGGAAAACAGUAACAUGACUUUAGAUGAAAUAAAAUCUAUCGUGUUGCAGUUAGAAGCAGAUGCACAUAGAAGACAGCUAGAAGCUAGAGGUCAGGCAAACGUAGCAGACGCGGCUCAGACUGCUUUUGGCCACCGUGGUGGCACUGAUGCCUGCUGGCGGUGUAAUAAGCAUGGACAUGCAAAAGAUGACUGCCCACUCAUUACAACAAAUGAGUGGUUCUGUUAUGUUUGCCGAAGGAUAGCUUCUCACAACGGAAGAAACUGUCCGAACAAUGGGCGAGGCAAUUCUGGAUCUAGAGGGUACGUAAAUAAUAUUUAUAGAGGUAAUUACAAAAAGGGUCAAAGUUCAGAGGGAGUCGGCUACAACGGAGUUUUUAGAGGAAGAGGCAAUAAUAAUAAUAACAGAGGUAGAAAUAGUAAUAAUCGAGGUAAAAACAAUAAAGGAAACAGAGGCGGGAGUAUAUUUAGAGGUAAAAGUCGAUCUUUUAAAUCCAACGCUAGACCAUACACCCCGCACAAUCAACAUCAGAAUAACGCCAAAACUGCAGCAGCACAUGCAGCGAUUCAAGGUAAGAGUAAUACUCAUACCUCAACUCAUAAUAUAAGUUUCCUGGCUGAUUCCGGUGCAACAGAACAUAUAAUAAAUAAAGGCUUUAUUCUAUCCAACUUUAAGGAAUGUCCUGGGGCGGUUAUUAGAAGUGCGAAUAAAAAUAGUACUGCUGAUAUUAAAAUAGAUGGAAAAGGAGACCUUGUUCUAGAAAAACUUGAUAGUCAGGGUAAAAUUGUUGUACUGCCAAACGUUCUAGCUGCGGAAAAUAUUAGUGAAAAUCUAAUGUCGCUUAGAAAGUUUGUUGAUGCAGGCUUUAGUAUAUAUUUAGAUGAUCGAAUUUUGAAGGUUUUUGACAAAGAAACAAAUCAUGUGUAUUUGUCAGGCGUUUAUAAUAAACCAAAUUGGAUAAUUUCACUAAGUAUUAAGAGUCCCGUUGAUGUUCUAGAGGAAAAAUAUCAUAGUUAUAGAUGUAACGCGAGAAUGAUCACUCUUGAUGAAGCCCCUGAGGAAACUCCUGUUAAAUCAUCUAACGUGUUAGACGAAAAUAACCAAAAUAAAAAUAUAGAUGCUGAACUUGAGAGGGAGUGCAUUGUGGAGGAAAUCAAUUCUAGUUCAACACUUAACAAUAAUCCGUCACUCAAACAUUUAAAUUGCAAAUUGGUGGACAUAGAUAGUUUAGAAGAUGCAGAUAAAAUAGAAAACCUAUUCACGUCAUUUGAAUUAGAAAAAUUACACACUGAAAAAUUAAACAAAGAAUUACAGAAAUUAGAUGUAAAUUUGAAAGGAAUAAAAUUCGACGAAAAUAUAAUGAACUGUGAGACCUGUAUCCUUGCAAAAUUGACGAAACUACCGUUUAAAGAAACAAGAACCAGAGCUACCAAACCACUUUAUAUGAUUCAUGCCGAUACCAUUGGUCCAAUCAAACCAAUUUCAUUCCCAGAUCAAUGUCGAUAUAUAAUAGUUUUUGUGGAUGACUGCACCAAAUUUGCAUUGGCCUAUUCGGUAAAACACAAGUCUGAGUCAGGAGGAAAGUUUUUAGAAGUAAUGAAAAGGGAGGGCAUAGAACCAAAUUUUUCUAGCCCACACACUCCACCACAUAAUGGUACCGCAGAAAGAUUUAAUAGAACCCUUAUUGAGAAAACCAGGUCAUUAAUGAUUGAUUCUGAUCUGCCUAAGAGUAUGUGGCCGUUUGCUGUGGAUGUAUCUAUAAACUUGUAUAAUAGAACUCCUAAUAAAUCAAUUGAUUUCAAGAUCCCUUUGAAGUUAAUAAAUCCUGAAAGCAAAUGCCACAUAGAUAAAAUUAGAAGGUUUGGAAGUAUUGCUUAUGCUGCGAAACACGCCCUUGAAACAAAAUUCUCAGCCAAAGCUAUUAAAGGUGUGCUGGAUAGUGAAUUAGAAGAUGUAAAAGAAAAUACAGUGCAUUUAUAUGGAGAUAAUUUAGAAAUAUUAGAAGUCGAAGAAAACAACUUUAAAAACCUACAACAGACAUUAAACCAAAACAUGGGAGUUGACAGUUCAGUCAUACCUGAAUCUAAAGAGAAUAAGAAGACCCGAUCUACGGAACAAACUAUAGGUGUAGAGCCCGUGAGAAAGCAACCGAAAAGAAAUGUAAAAACUGCCAAAGACUAUAAGGCCAUGGAUAAAGGAAUUCCUGAUGCUCGAAUGGUAGUAGAUACCAGCUUUGCGUUUUUAAGUAAAAUAGUAGACAUUGGCUCAGGAGAUAAAGAUGAGUCAGCAUUUGCUCUUUUAGCUGUUGUAAAUCAUGAUCCCAUUAGUUUUAAAGAAGCAAUGAGUAUGGAAGACAAAGGUGAAUGGCUUAUAGCAGUUAAAGAAGAGUUGAAAUCAAUGGAAAUAAACAAAGUUUGGAGUUUGGUGGACAGGCCAACAGUCUUGAAGAAUGGUAAACGAGCAAACGUUAUCGAUUCUAGAUGGGUAUUUAAGAAGAAAUUAGAUAAAUUACAUAUAUUGAACAGAAAAGGUAGGCUCGUUAUUAGAGGAUUUAUGGAUAAAAAUAAUUAUGAGCUCAGAGAAACAUAUGCACCAGUUUCUAGACUGCCGGUUAUAAGAGCAGCUCUAGCUGUUAUAAACAAGCUGGAUUUAGAAGUCCGCCAGUUAGACGUAAAAACAGCUUUCUUAAACGGUACUUUAGAUGAAGAUGAAGAAAUCUAUAUGGAAAUACCAGAGGGUUUAGAAGUAGAUGAAUUCACUAGAAAGACUAAAGUUUGUAGAUUACAUAAAGUACUGUAUGGUUUAAAAAUAAGUCCCAAGAAGUGGAAUGAACGGUUCACAGAAGAAGUAUUAAAACUGGGUUUGCAAAAGGAUAUUAAUGAGCCCUGCUUGUUUACUUAUAGAUAUAAAGGGAUUAUUGUUUUUCUAGUCUUGUAUGUGGAUGAUAUUAUUACGGCGAGCAAUUGUUCAAAGAAAUUAAAAGAAAUAAUAGAUCAUUUGAGCGGCGUCUUCCAAAUGAAAAAUUUGGGCGAACCAAAACAAUUCUUAGGUAUGACCAUAAAGAGAGAUAGAGGUAGCAAAAUAUUGAAAAUCAAUCAAACAGAGUAUGUUUACAAGGUGUUAGAAAGGUUUGGAAUGACUGAUUGUAAUCCACACGAAACACCUAUGGUCACUCGACAAGCUAGAAGCAAGAAAAUCAAUCAAGUUCAAGAUAAGACUAUGAGAAAAUUAGAUGUUCCAUAUAGAGAGGUCAUUGGAUGUAUUUCUUACCUGGCAAAUGCUUCACGACCGGAUAUCUCCUUUGCAGUAAAUUUCCUCUCGCGUAAGCAAUCUAAUCCCUCCGAGGAAGAUUGGUUAGACGUCAAACGAGUACUUAGGUACUUAAAGGGAACAGCUGAGUUAGGACUUACAUUUAGAAGUGAUGGUGACACUUUGGAAGCCUACUCUGAUUCAAGUUUUAAAGACUGGCCAGAUUCCACUUCCACUAGUGGCAUGGUCAUUUCAUUAUAUAAAGACACUGUUGCAUGGAGAAGUCAUAAACAAACUUUGGUAACUUCUUCAACCUGUGGGUCAGAGUAUUUGGCGAUGAGUGAGGUAUGCAAAGACAUCAUUUCGUUGGAUAAGGCAUUAAGAGAUAUAUUAGGCUACACCAUGUAUCCAGUUACUCUUUACUGUGAUAAUCAGUCUGCCAGAGAUUGUACCCAAAAGGAGGGUAGCCAUAAACUUAAAGAUUUUGAUGAUACUUUAGAAGAGAUUAAGAAACAUCUGGUUGAAAGGGAAAGAACUGGUGUUAAAAGAAAAUUGUCUGAUACUCAUGGAGAUUUCGUGAAGCAGUGUGUUUUAGAAGGUAAAGUCAGUAUUAGAGGGGUAUCUACACAUGAUAAUGUUGCUGAUAUAUUUACUAAGCCACUUUCUCUUCAGCCCUUUAGAAAAUACAGAAAUAUAUUGCUGAACCAUUACAACUGA
This is a messenger RNA of Phymastichus coffea, 5256 nucleotides long. RefSeq lists its product as uncharacterized. The transcript has 5 exons. Bases 1 to 5256 code for a protein of 1751 amino acids. Gene Ontology annotation, molecular function: zinc ion binding; nucleic acid binding. Lineage: Eukaryota; Metazoa; Arthropoda; Insecta; Hymenoptera; Eulophidae. Gene Ontology annotation, biological process: DNA integration. The record is from RefSeq and is a predicted model, not a curated record.